AUGAGCAUGUUACCAGCCGGAGCGAAGCCUGACUGGAGGCCCCCAUUUGUCAUCAUGGAAACUACGAUGGGAACAAUAACAUUCGAAAUGUACUGGGACCAUGCUCCUAGAACUUGUCGUAACUUUUCGGAACUGGCUCACAGAGGUUAUUACAACAACACUGUAUUCCACCGCAUUAUUCCAGAUUUUAUGAUCCAGGGUGGAGACCCUACAGGCACUGGCCGCGGCGGGACGUCAAUAUACGGCCCGGUAUUUGAAGACGAAAUAAACGAAGAGAUGAAGCACACGGGUAAGUAAUG
This is a messenger RNA of Soboliphyme baturini, 299 nucleotides long. NCBI's taxonomy places the organism in Eukaryota, Metazoa, Nematoda, Enoplea, Dioctophymatida, Soboliphymatidae. The record is from the annotation of a GenBank genome assembly.